Molecule: messenger RNA, 794 nt
Organism: Bipolaris sorokiniana ND90Pr
Lineage: Eukaryota; Fungi; Ascomycota; Dothideomycetes; Pleosporales; Pleosporaceae
Exons: 1
Coding region: 25-450 (141 amino acids)
Source: RefSeq, a predicted model, not a curated record
UCGAGCACCUCUCCAAUCGCUCCAAUGCGGUUACAUCCGCUCCUCAUCCGGCUAGCCUGCCCGUUGCAAUCUCCACCCUCGCUCAACACCAAUAAUGCUGCCAACAAACUGUGCUAUUCUCUCCUCUCCCCCCGGCGACCGCUUUGGGCCCUCCUGCUGCUUUGCGCUAUCGUGCAGCCGCCUCCUUUACCGUUCCCGCGCCCAGUUGCAUCAUCGAGGCCCGCAGCCUCAUUUCCUUUCCCCGAGGCGUUCACACUGCUCACAACUGCAUCCGCUCGCUUAUCGAUUCCCUAUCCCCGAAGAACAGCCUCGCCAGCGUCUGCCAAGCAAAUUACAAGACCCGCAUUGAUUCAUGUCUCAUUUCCCAUGCCGAGCCCCAUCCCUCGACAUCAGCCCAUGCCCUUUCCGCUUCGUAUCCCGCUACUCGCUGAAACAAGUAGACAGGUAUGACAUCGCUGCCGCCAGCUUCUUGUUUCGACAUCCAAGAUAUUCUAGAAAGCGCCAAGUCGGUCGCGAAGCUUGCAUAUGCUCAUGCGCAACACACUCUCGGUCUUGUUUUUGUCGCGACAACAAGUUUCCUUUGUUUCAACAUCUCUAUUUUCGCCGCAUCCUGCUGCACAUACCACCACGACAAAGCAACCACAUGGCAAUUCCAACAUAUGAUUUACAUGUUCUCGGGCCAAGACAACAAACCUCCACCAUGCCCGGGUCUUGACGCUCCCACUGCUUUCUGUUGAUGUUCAUCCCCCGUAAUCUGCCCUGCACCCACUGUUAGCCGCGCGGCCAUUUUAAGC